Messenger RNA from Suhomyces tanzawaensis NRRL Y-17324, 1470 nucleotides. RefSeq names its product Rxt3p (gene RXT3). Lineage: Eukaryota; Fungi; Ascomycota; Pichiomycetes; Serinales; Debaryomycetaceae. The transcript has a single exon. The record is from RefSeq and is a predicted model, not a curated record. The coding region runs from base 1 to 1470 and encodes 489 amino acids.
AUGUCAUCUGGAAACGAGAACGCAUCCCCGGCAUCAUUGGGGGCUUCUGGUGGUGAUGGGAAUGGCAAUGGAAUCAGAUUGCCACCAAUUUCGUUCCUAUCCGUGCACCAAGGCUCACAGGCUCCUAAUAGGCUUCCUCCUGCCUCAAAUAUCGGAAUCUCCAGCUUUUUGAAUGCUCCUAGCCCUCCGCAACAAAACUCACCACAGUCUCAUGAAGAUACGCCAGAAGGUGCAGAGAAGCGAGCAAAGAUCGAGCCACGAGGAUCUGAGCCAUCUCGCUCAGCAUCUCGCCAACCGUAUCCGAACUCGAGCGGAAGCCCUGAGGCCGAAGACCAAACGAAUGGGUCCAAGACGGGUCCUAAUCCACACCAUCACCAUCACCACCACCAUCAUCACCACCACAAUCCUUCUCACCAUCACCAUCACCAUCACCACCACCACAAACUGCAAGCAAGCAGCGAUGCAGCUUCCAAACAGACAGCGACCUCAUCGCCUGCUGCGCAGAAGUCCCAAAGCCCCCCAAAGCCUGUCGUGGCUGGAAAGGAAGCACAGAGUCCCCAGCGUGCCAUCAAGCAGGAAGAAAAUCCGGAAAAGGAUGGCUCCAAGACCCAGCUUGGAUCACCCCAGCAGGCACAUCCAGAUGCGCUCCAGGUGCUGAAGACGGUGAUACCGUUCCCACCAGUAGUGUUGAACACCGAGCCCAUCAAGGAGUUGAUCCAGGAGUACUUUCCGGCCAAGAGGUACCUCGGAACCAUCGUGUACAGUCCCACCACCACCUGGGCCACGUUGCAGACGUCCCAGCUUUACGGACUCAAGCGAGAGCACGCCGAGCGGCUCGAAGAGACCAGGCGCGCGUUUGAAGAACGUGCCAGUGGUCCUCAUGAACGGGCAAAUGUCAGGUACAUUCCAUCUGUUCCUCCUCUUACCAGCGACUACAUCAACAGUAUCUUAGAGAUCAAGAUCCCGCGGUGGCACAUCACCAAAUUCCGUCACAGCUACGACGAGGAAGCCGUGGUCAAGAGGCAGUUGUGGGGCGGAGCCAGUGGGGUCUAUACUGACGACUCCGACGUAUUGAGCGUAUUGGCACACUUGGGAUUAUUUGAAGGAAAACUCGAUCUCCGCGAGUGGAAUCCGCGCUGGAACGGCACCACGGUGAAAGCUGAGGCUGAUGGCGAUCUUGCGGUGCAGCUCUUGUUGUUGCCCAACUUGCCAGAGUACCAUGGCUACUAUGCACAUGGCAUCAAUGCUCGGUCGUGGGUGGGAGUCAACAAGCACAGUGGGCUCUCGUUUGCGGUGUAUGACGUCAAGUGGGAAUCUCCCGGUAGCUACCUUCGCGACGCCGGAAUUUUCAAGCGGUACCGUUGCGAGACCGCUGCAGAUUCGCAGGCGCACGCCGAGCGCACCAGCGAGCAGCACGGAUGGCAGUUCAGCUACAAGUACUACCGCCAGGUGAAGGCGAAGCAUGCCUAG